Saitoella complicata NRRL Y-17804 is the source of this 2972-nucleotide messenger RNA. RefSeq lists its product as uncharacterized. Gene Ontology annotation, molecular function: DNA-binding transcription factor activity, RNA polymerase II-specific; zinc ion binding; DNA binding. Gene Ontology annotation, biological process: regulation of DNA-templated transcription; DNA-templated transcription. The coding region runs from base 233 to 2800 and encodes 855 amino acids. Lineage: Eukaryota; Fungi; Ascomycota; Saitoellomycetes; Saitoellales; Saitoellaceae. The transcript has a single exon. The record is from RefSeq and is a predicted model, not a curated record.
CACCUAUAGCUACAACGUCCGCGCGACAUUCGAAUUCGCGAUCGCAACGCAUCCCGGGACGUCGUAUACGUAUUCGGCCCGAUCCAACCCCCGACGUGGCUCAACGCUGAUUCUCUGGUCCCUUCUCAUCGAUUCAUCGAGCUUGAACAUUCGCCAGUCGUUCUCGGUACACCAGACAAAUACCGGCGUUGCCCACUCAAGUCCGUACUCCGCCCACAGUACCUGAGUCAGCAUGGACUUUGAUCAGGAUGCUCUCUCGCCGACUCUGGGCAGUGCACCAGUGAGUCCUACGUCCGGGCUGAAACCGGGAGAUGGUGCUGGACCUGCCGACCAGAAGCGACGGAGGAUUGCUCGGGCGUGUGACAUGUGCCGCCGGAAGAAGAUCAAGUGUGAUGGAAAGCUACCUCGAUGUACGCAUUGUGCGAAUUAUGGGACGGACUGUACGUUUAAGAUUGAGCCGAAGAAGAGGACACCACAGCCGAAGGGUGCGUCUGCGCAUCGUCAGAAGUACAUCGAACGACUGGAGAACAGGUUGGAGAGGAUGGAGGGGUUGCUGAGAGGGGUCAUGCCAAAUUACGAACCGCAGCAAUUAGGAUUGUUAGAGCAAGGGACGGAGGUUCCUGUACAAGCCAGCACCACUCGGAAGAACAGCAGCGCCAGUCAACCUCGAUUAUCAUUUUCUGGAUUGUCACCUGAUGAAGGAGAGGAAGGCGACGAGGAGCAUUCUGAUGACGAGCCAAUGCAGGAAUUGACGAGCAGGAUGGGUGUUCUUUUGUCGCACUCGGAUGCAGGACAAAGUUACCUCGGCGGCAGUUCCGGCAUUUCCUUUUUGUCAGACUGCAAAGACUUUGUGAAGGACUUGUUUGAUGAGUCAAAUUUCCCGAAGGCACCACCCAGAGACGAUCUGAUAGGCGGACAACCUGUUCCGCCCCCAGCGAAAGACAUCGCAGACACACUGGUGGAUGCCUUCUUUGCUGGUGUCAUCACUAUCUUCCCGAUCAUCGAGCGCGAGGAGUUUGAUGAAAACUAUCAGAAGAUGUGGACAGAUAAUCCACCAUUAGACGAUGUGCCAUGGAUGGCAGUAUACUACAUGGUGAUGGCAUUUGGUGCAGUCGAAUUGAGUGCGAAAGACGGCGCACGGGAUGGCGGCGUGGAUCCUGAGGCUGGAAAGAACUAUUUCCAUAACGCCUGGCAGCUUAACAGCUUGCUUUACGCACACAACACCCUGAUGGCUCUUCAGGCGAUGUUGAUGAUGGGUAUUUUCUUGCAGGGAACGUCAAGAGUGCAUGCGGCGUGGAUUCAGUUAGGUGCGACCGUGCGACUCGCACAAGCUUUGGGACUGCACAGAGGCACCAAUCUCCUGGACAUUGGGCCUUUUGUCAACGCGAAGGGGAAGAACGUAGCCCAGAGACAGCGCGUUUGGUGGAUCAUCUAUAUCUUCGACAAGAGCCUGGCAAUGACUUUGGGUCGACCGGCAGCGAUUCAGGAUGCUGACUGUGACGUGCCAUUGCCACCAAAAGACGAUGAGGAGAUCAAGGCUCAUUGUCAGCGGAACCUGAUGGGCGAUUUACAAACGCUGGCAGAGGGAACGGAGAGGUUCAACUUUUUCCGGCACGUAAUCGAUUUCGCAAAUUUGACGAGUCAUGUGUGUUCGAACUUGUACAGUGCUGCGGCUUCGAAGAUCAUUUCGCAACCUCAGAAGCUGGCGGAAUUGGUGUCCGAAUUGGAUGCUGAGCUGAUAGCGUGGCGCGACGAGAUUCCUAUCGUGAUUCGCCCGGAUCAGCCCGCGGAUCCUAUCACGGGUGCUGAGCAUAUUGAACGGAUCGAUGCACCGCGCGAGCACAUGCGUGCUAUCGCCAUGUUGCAUCUUUCCUACUACAACUGCAUUUGCGUCAUUCAUCGUCCUGGUUUGCUUUGUCGUGCAGUGGGUGAUAACUGGGCGGACAAGGCUCUUGUCAAUGUCCCUAACCCGCGCAUCUACGCCUCUGGUGAGAUUUGUGUCAACGGAGCAAGACGCAAGAUGGCCUUGUUGAAGUUCUUGCAUGAUAGAAAGUUGAUGGACCUUGUCGUCUGGUUGUUUCUGCACUACGUCUUCAGCUCUUGCGCCAUUCUGUUUAUCCAGAUCAUCAAGUUUCCUCAAGCAUCUUCUGCGCAGCUGGACUUGAGUCUCAUCGGAACUGGAAUUCAAAUUUUGACUGAAGCGAAGCAUCUGAAGCAGGUGUUUGCUGCUUCGAAGGUCUUGCAGUUGAUUCGGAAGCUGUUUGCAAAUGCGGCUGCGGCAAUUGAUGCGGCGGAGAAGCAGGACUCGUCGAGGAAAAGGCAGUUUACGAAUGAUGAGCAAGCAGCGGCAGCUACGGGUAGUGAGGUGCCCAUGCCUACUCUUGAUAUCCCCAUCAAUGCGGAUUUCGAGGGAGUCCCCACGGCAUCUUUCAACGCUCAAAUGCCAGGACCAGGUAUGGCUCAGGCAUCGGGACAGCUUCCGCCCGACCUCAUCAGUCCCUCCGUGUUCUACAACACUUACACGCAACCUCAAGCCGGCAUGCAAGCACCAGCUAUGGACCUUUCGCAAAUGUCGAUGAUGAACAAUUGGGGAAUGGGACCUAUGGAUCUUCAGCAACAGAUGCAGGGCACGGCUGCGUUCCAGAUGAACAAUAUGGCCGCUACUCCUGGUUUCGGGAUGGGGAUGACGAGUGGAUUCGAUCCUUCGCUUCAGCCUGCGCAGACGUGGCAGCCGCAACCGCCUAUGAGCUUCCACUGGGAAGAUUGGGAGAAUUACGUCUUUGAGAACAACCCGCAAUAGGUUUAUCUUGCGGGAAGACAGAGUAAGAUGGGGUUAUUUAUAUAUAUAUAUAUAUAUGUACGGCAAGGAUUGGGUUUCUUGGAGUUUUUGGGUUUGAACUUCUCGAGGUGAGGGACGAAUUGCUUCUCUACUCCUUCUUUUUAAGUAAGACAAUACUACUGGUUAUAAAGAA